UGGUGUUUGCUCGUUUUUGGCGCUUCGACGAGCCUGCGGGGCUACAUGCUCCCUUUCCGAUGACAAUCACCAGCCGCCUGACCGCAACCAGCGAUCCGAGCGAUCAGGCGGCGGCGCUGCGAGCGCUCGAGGAGUUUGUGCAUCGUCUCUUCGUCUUUGAGAUCCCUAGAAACUUCUUCAUCCAGAUGGGAGUGAUCGGUAUUUUCCUCCUGAUCUCUUUCAUGCUGGGAGCUUCGGUGGUCAUACAUCGGCUGAUUCAAGGAAAGUUUUGGCUUUUCAAACUCAUGCGCAAAUCGGAUGGGACGUACGUCGUGCCGAAUGCCUUCAACAACUUCUUGAUAUUCAAAGGCAUCUUUACAAUCAUCUGGAUCUUGCUCACCAUUGCCAUCUAUCUCUGCUACGACCGUCGCUUCGGCCACCUGCAGCACAACAUCGUCAUUUUGAGCGCGGGCACGUGGAUCCCUCUCAUCUUCGGGGCCACCUUUUGCGGCUGGGGCACCUUUUACGCAGCCCCCGGCGCUCUUGAGGGCGACUUUGUCACGCAGCGCAAUUCUUUAUGGAGGAACCUGAAGCCAUACCUGAUCAACACCAUCGCGUUCGGCUCGCCAGUACUCCUCAUUGCCAGCACUCUGGCCCCCGCCUCCGUGGCACAGCGCAAGCUCAGCCACGCAUUCGACGACUAUCAGUCUUGGUCCGCGCAAACGCUCACAUUGGCAAACGCCUCUGCCGCCCUGCCACAGCAAGACCUCGACAACCUCUUGUCCCGUGCCAGCGGCAUCUGGGACGUGCAAGCCAACGCAUUCGGUUUGCUGGGUGUCACCUACCUCAUCUGGUCAGUAUGGACAGGCAUCUUCACAUUGUUCUACGCGCUCGGCGCCGGCUGGCUCGUCCUUGUGCUCUUUCGGGAGCUCAGGACGCAGCACAGGCUCCUUAAUGCUAUGCAAAAGAAGCAUCAGCAGGACGAAAAGCGUCAGAAGCAGGAAGCGCUGCGAGAGAAGUGGCGCACCUCGUCUGUGAUCACACCCGCAUCGCCCACGCUUGUCAACCCUGACUGGCGACCGCUCCCGGCCCCAGGUCAAGGCACGGACUCGCUGCUCUUCGCUCUGCUGAGCGAAGGCACAAAGGCCGCAGACCCAACUGAUCUCGAAAAUCCCAUGGAUCAGGCUCCGAGCCGGCCGUGGUCGCCCAAGGAAGUCUUUUUCCCUCGACUUCAGAAGGAAGCGAGAAAGCGAGCUACGCGACGCAUCACCUCCACCGACACGCCGUUUGCUCGCUUCCACCAUAUGCGACGAUGCUUCCUCAGCCUGGCAAUCCUGUAUUUUGGCGUCCUUUGCGGCGCUACCCUCUACUUGGUUAUCACCAGCCGGCUCGGCAGCCAGAUGUUCAGCGCUGCACUCCAGGGUCCCACAGCCACCACGCGACUCAUUUACAGCAGCUAUCUACCAGCAGCUUGGGGCGCCUGUGUCUUUGGCCUCUUGACGAUCGGCAGUAUCUUUGUUCGCGACCUCGACCCAGCGUCGGCGCCACGGCUGUCGUGCGAUCGACGCAAGCAAGGAAACGCACAUGAGCCGGCGCAAAACGACAGUGAGCGAGCUGGACAACACAGACGGAGCAACAUCUUCAUAGCUGGCUUCGCCAAGUAUAACAGCACGUCCAUGGGCUCAGACAUACAUCGGAAUGGAUCGUCAAACAUUCGGAAAUUGUGCUCGCAACGAGACACGGUGACGAGCCGGACUGGGGCGCCAACGUCCGACUCUUGCACGUCGCCGCCGCCACCCCUUACACCGAUUAUCCCACGCUCCUCGGACGAGCAAGGCAUGCGAUGGGACGGCUCGCAGGUCUUGAGCUUGAGUCCAAGGCGCAGCCGGGAGGCCCAAUCAGUCGGUUCCAGCAGACAGAUUCGUUUGCGGAAGGAGACGUUGACUAGGGUGGACAACACCGCUGGCAUGAUAGUGUGCAGCUCUGCUAUGCCUGAAAUGGCCGAGCACAGAGGGUCGACUUCGACGGUCCGCCGCAAGACCGUCUACUCUCCGAUACCGUUUGGUCCCAUACGAGCGCCUGCUCGACUGGAUGUGCGGCUAUGGGUACUAGAGCGCUCGCCUCCACCCGUCCCUCCUUACAUUCCGUCCAUGGCUGAGCCUCGUCAGAGCUUGGGAGACCUGCACAGCGGCGUCGUCUACGCAGGCGAGGAUAACUUUGAAUCGUCCACAUCCAGUUUCCUACCAUCUAUCACGGCUUCGACUAGCGUAACGAAGCAUCUUCAACCGUUCCGUGCAGCUUCUUUGACAAGUCUUUCUAGCGCAGAGCCAAGUAGUCCGGAGAGCAUCAACAACUUGUUGAGAGACGGCACCACACCACGUCGGAGCAAGACUUCGACAUGGGUCUUACGAGAACUGGCCGACAUGGAUAGGGCGCGCGCCACGAUGGGUCUGGAGCCUUUGCCUAGGCGAUCGAGUCGCGCCGGCACUUCAUCUUUAGUGUCAGCAGCGGAAGGGAACCCUUGCGCAAGCUCUUUGCUGGAAGGGAUUGCUCCGCGUCGAAUGGCAUUUGCCAAGAUGCGCAGCCAGCCACACCUCUCUGCUGACAUUGGUGAACACGUUCUUGGUGCCACCACGACUGCUUCGAGCAGUCUGGAGAUACCACGAGCUUCCCUGCGACGCGCGUCGGAUCAAUGGUUGCGACCGGUCUCACAGGCGCUCUCGCCACAAUUCAAGGGCUGGAACAUCUUGCACGAUUAUUCACUUGCCUCUCCAUUUAUUCAGACAUCCAGCUUCAAUGCCGCAGAUGAAGAUGCCGAUCAGCGGCCUCUGACACCCUUAUCACCGCGACUGAAGCGACCUCGCUUGCCAUCGAUCUAUGGUUCGCCUGUUCUGGGGGCUCGCCACGUCUCGAAGGCAGACAGGGAAGCAACACGAUCGCGACCACCAACCGUCCAUUGAUUCGACCUCAAUCGCCAGGAAUCGCAUUCUGAUUUUCGCCUGCAUCAUCUAUGGAGGCUAUCUGCCCCGAUAAGAUCACUCAGCGCCGUCUCUCAAAGUACUUGCCACUGAUCCACUUCUGGUUGAGACCUGCGCGAUGGACACGCCUGCUUUUUCAAUCACCCCUUCUGCAAGCUCUUUAGCAUCAGUAUUCCCGCGCUUAGACACCUUCCAAAAGCAACUUGGAUAUAAUAUUUGUACAGCAUCAUUCGGCGUGGGCCGACAGCAAUACCGCACUCCAGCUACCAGCCAGGUUCAAUCGCACAACGCUCAAAGCUUACAUCAUCGCAUUAGUUAAAGUCGCACACAUGUAUGUAAAAGCACUGCUAAUACUUAGGAAACAUUAGUGGCG
This is a messenger RNA of Tilletiaria anomala UBC 951, 3330 nucleotides long. RefSeq lists its product as uncharacterized. The record is from RefSeq and is a predicted model, not a curated record. NCBI's taxonomy places the organism in Eukaryota, Fungi, Basidiomycota, Exobasidiomycetes, Georgefischeriales, Tilletiariaceae. The coding region runs from base 60 to 2939 and encodes 959 amino acids. The transcript is spliced from 3 exons.